AUGUCGAACCCGGAAAAUUACACAGUUGGUUGGAUCUGUGCCAUCAGCACCGAGCGUGUCGCCGCCGAAGCUUUUCUAGACGAGAAGCACGAAAGUCCUGAAGAUGUUUCUGUCCAUGAUAACAAUGACUACGCUCUGGGGAGAAUGGGAAGACACAACGUGGUCAUUGCCGUCCUACCUGACGGCGAGUAUGGAACAGCUUCUGCAGCUACUGUUGCGAGAGAUAUGUUGCACACCUUUCCGAAUAUUAGAAUUGGCUUGAUGGUGGGCAUUGGCGGUGGUGCACCAAGUGCCGACCACGACAUCCGCCUGGGCGACAUUGUUGUCAGCGCGCCUCGUAACGGCAAAGGAGGUGUAUUCCAAUAUAACUUUGGGGAAACGAUGCAGGAUCAAGCAUUCCAACAAACCGGAUUCUUAGACCAGCCACCAAUAAUCUUAAGGACGGCCAUCGCCGGGCUUAAAGCGCAAUACGAGGCUGAGGGUCAUGAGUUUGAAGAAACGAUUGAUGGCAUUCUUGCCAAAAAGCGAAGGCUUCAGAAGAAUUAUAGACGGCCAGACCCGAGUAGUGAUAAUUUAUUCCAAAGCGAAAUAGUCCAUCCGCCAGAUGGAAGAAGCUGUGCAGCGGUUUGCCUCGAUAAUCAGACCAAUUUACAGCCUCGACAUAAACGAACAGAGGACGAUGAUAAUCCAACAAUUCACUAUGGCACCAUCGCUUCGGCAAACCAAUUAAUAAACAAUGCGAAGUUGAGGGACAGGCUUGCAGCCGAGAAUAAUGUGCUAUGCUUUGAUACGGAGGCUGCAGGGUUAAUGAAUCACUUUCCUUGUCUGGUCAUCCGAGGAAUUUGUGACUACUCAGACUCGCACAAAAAUUCAGAUUGGCAUGGUUAUGCGGCAAUGACGGCUGCUGCAUACGCCAAAGAUCUUCUCAUCCGAAUACCCCCCAGGAAAAUUGAGUCUGAAAAAAGGAUCACUGAUAUAAUCAUGAGAGUUGACGAAAAGAUCACUGAAGUCGAUGAAAAAAUAAAUGAUAUCAGCCAAAGUCUCAUGUUUAUCAAGCUUCCAGUUGCGGAAGGGGCUGCAUUUGACUCCCACGCCGAAGAGCACAACCCGACUUGCUUACCAGAUACGCGAGUUGAGUUACUCCAACAUAUCGUGAGCUGGACUCAAGAUCCAAGCGCCAAGUCCAUUUUCUGGCUAAAUGGGAUGGCUGGAACAGGAAAGUCAACUAUUUCACGCACCAUCGCCAAAUCUCUUGUCAGAACCGGUCAUCUAGGCGCCAGUUUCUUCUUCAAGAGAGGCGAGGGCGAUCGGGGAAGCUCGACAAAGCUAUUCACAACUAUAGCCGCUCAACUGGCCAUAAUGCAAACCGAAAUCGGGACUCAUGUCAAGGAUGCAGUCAAAUCAAAUUCUGACAUCGGCAACAAAGGGCUACGAGAACAGUUUAACGAGCUCAUCUUACAGCCUCUAUCCAAGGUUCCUCCAGAUCAGAGAAAAUCAGUCUUUAUCGUUAUAGUCAUCGAUGCCCUAGAUGAGUGUGACCUAGAAGAUGACGUUAAACUUAUCAUCCGUCUCUUCAAUCAUGACAAAAGAUUGGGGCUAAGAAUCUUUCUCACUAGUCGGCCGGAGCUCCCAAUUCGUCUAGGAUUUUCUGCAAUCCAAGGAGUAUUUCAAGACGUAAUUCUUCAUGAGAUAUCUGAGCCUGUGAUUCAGCAUGAUUUAUCGGUUUUGAUAAAACAUGAGCUACAGAUAAUUCGAGACAACUAUAAUAACACAGUGCAAGGAUAUCGACAGUUGAAGAGAGACUGGCCUGGCCAAUCCAGUAUUGAUACUAUGGUUAAGAUGGCAGUUCCGCUUUUUAUUUUUGCCGCCACUAUAUGUCGGUUUCUUGCCGACCGCAAAUGUGGCAACCCUGAUGAUCAACUUCGCAAGGUCCUAGAAUAUGAAACCAAAAGCCAAGAGUCUAAACUCGACGCGACCUAUCUACCUGUCCUUAAUCAACAGAUCGCCGGGCUUACUGCAAAGGAGCGAAACGAAGUGUUGCAGCAGUUCAAAUACAUUGUUGGCAGCAUUGUGCUCCUGGCAAGUCCUUUAUCGACAUCCAGUCUAUCACAGCUCCUAGAAAUUUCUAUGGAUGUCAUUGAUACAAGAUUAGAUAUGCUUCAUUCCGUCUUAAGUAUACCGCAGUCAUCUGAGACUCCAAUAAGACUCCUGCAUCUAUCUUUUCGCGACUUCCUUGUUGAUCCUGAGAAGCAAGGGCUGAACCCGUUUUGGAUCGAUGAAGCAGAGACUCAUGCAAAAAUAACAGACAACUGUCUGCAAGUCAUGAAAGGGUUCCUUCGAGAAGACAUGUGUAGCUUACGAUUACAGGGACUGGAAAGUUCCACAGUUGACCGUGAAAAGGCAGCUACAUGUAUUCCUGCCGCGAUCCAGUAUGCAUGCUUAAAUUGGGUAUUCCACCUUCAAGGAGCAAAUUAUGGGGUCGAAAACCAUGCAAAAGUACUUCAAUUCCUGGAAGAACAUUUUUUACAUUGGGUUGAGGCAUUGAGUCUGAUACAGAAAACACCAGAGAGUGUUAAGAUGAUUGCAAGCUUACAAGGACUUAUACCGAUGAAGAGUAACAAGCAGCUCUCUGGAUUUUUAUAUGAUGCUCUGCGUAUCCUUCAGUCAAAUUUACAACUAAUUGCCAGUGCACCCCUUCAGAUUUAUUCUUCAGUCCUUCUAUUUGCCCCGAGCGAGAGUAUCGUGAGAAACCUGUUCAAGGAGAGAAUGCUCAAGUGGAUAUCCCUCGAACCGAAAGUAGAGCGCAGUUGGAGCCAAUGCAUCAAGACACUGGAGGGUCAUCAGGGUUGCGUUAGUUCCGCGGUCUUCUCUCCCAACUCAUCGCUUAUAGCAUCGGCGUCAAAAGAUAAAACUAUUCGACUAUGGAAUGUUAAUACCGGCGAAUGUAUUGAAGAAUUCAAGGGCCAUAGCGAAAGCGUUAAGUCGGUGGUCUUCUCGCAUGAUUCUUUAUCUGUGCUAUCAGGCUCACAGGAUACGACUGUCCGUCUGUGGUGCAUUGAUACGGGUGAAUGCGUCCAUACAUUCGAGGGCCAUAAUUCCUCAGUUAUAUCCGUGGCUUUUUCGCGUGAUUCGUCAUUUGCAGCAUCAGCAUCAUCGGAUAAUGUUAUCCGGCUAUGGCGUGUUGACACGAGCGAGUGUGUCCAUAUACUGGGCAUUCCGGGUAAAGAUGGUGAUCAUCAGAUCUCUUCAUCAUCCUCAGAAGAUGGAACUAUUCGGCUAUGGCACAACAACUCAGAUAACGAUGUCCAGAAAUUCGAUGACUAUAGCAAUAAGGUUCUCCCGCUACAGCGUUCCGAAACAAGCAGCAACAUCCAAGAAACUACAGGGCAUAGCGAUUUCAUAGGUAAUAUGACCGUUUCUCACGACUCAUCGCUCGUGGCAACGUCUUCAUACGACGGCACCAUCCGAAUAUGGCACGUUGAGACAGGAGACUGCGUACGAGAACUCAGGGGAUGGCGUGUGUCUCGGGAUUCUCUGCAAGAAGAAUCGCUUAUGGAGCAUUAUCACAUCAUUUUCUCACAUGAUUCAGCAUAUCUGGCUAUCGGUACACUCUACGAAAAUUGUCUCUGGAUAUGGAAUGUUAGUACAGACGAGCGUGUCCACGAGCUCUUAUAUGACGGGUACACGCCUGAGUUUUUGGCUUUCUCACACGAUUCAUCACUUAUAGCAUCGUCUUCAAAAGAUAUGAUCCAGUUGUGGAGCGUCAACACGGGCGAGUGUAUCCGCAAAAUCAUGAGGGGCGAAUUUUCCUUUAUCGUGGUGGCCUUCUCGCAUGACUCAUCACUCAUCGCAUCAAGCUCUGUUGACGGCGCCAUCCAGUUAUGGCGUACGAAUACUGGCGAGUGUGUUCACGAAUUUCACACGCUCAGAGGCGGCAUAAAGGAUAUGUCAUUUACACCUGAUGGUUUACAUCUGGUAACAGAAUUCGGGGCGCUUAUUACGCUCCGUGAGCAAAUUAUCCGUUUUGAUGGCUAUGGAUUCAACAAAGAUUACUCGUGGAUUACAUGGAAUGGCGAUAACCUGAUCUGGGUACCUAUAGAAUAUCGGCCGUCCGGCGGGGCGAGUUUGGAUUAUGAGGUUUUCGGCAUAUCCUCAUUCUGA
This is a messenger RNA of Trichoderma aggressivum f. europaeum, 4161 nucleotides long. RefSeq lists its product as uncharacterized. Gene Ontology annotation, molecular function: catalytic activity; protein binding. The transcript has 6 exons. Bases 1 to 4161 code for a protein of 1386 amino acids. Gene Ontology annotation, biological process: nucleoside metabolic process. NCBI's taxonomy places the organism in Eukaryota, Fungi, Ascomycota, Sordariomycetes, Hypocreales, Hypocreaceae. The record is from RefSeq and is a predicted model, not a curated record.